This is a messenger RNA of Torulaspora delbrueckii, 1947 nucleotides long. RefSeq lists its product as uncharacterized. The transcript has a single exon. The record is from RefSeq and is a predicted model, not a curated record. Gene Ontology annotation, molecular function: hydrolase activity. Bases 1 to 1947 code for a protein of 648 amino acids. NCBI's taxonomy places the organism in Eukaryota, Fungi, Ascomycota, Saccharomycetes, Saccharomycetales, Saccharomycetaceae.
AUGUCUCUUUUAGGCCUUUUAGUUUGGGCUUACGCCUUGGUCUUUGUCAGUGGUUCUCCUGUCGAUAAUGGUGAUGAAUCGCUGGCGAAUAUCUUAAACACUUUCCAAAUUAUGGACGAUAAGGAUGUUACCGUUGCAAUUUCUCAUGCUUUAAAAGAAGCUUCUUUGACCAAUGAUACUUGUGGUGCUUGUACUGGUAGACUAGCUAUUGGUAAGUCUUUGUCCCUGGUGAGACCUGAUUUGGUUCCUGCAACUUUUGAAAAAUGGUGUAACGAUAACAAAUAUGCCUCUGAGAGUACUUGUGCCACCAACUACCAUAGAAACACUGUCGAAGCUAGUACUACUGGUAGUAACUUUGCCGAUAUGUUGCAAUUGAUGGAUCCUUACGGAUAUGAUGGCCAAUUGUACUGUUAUUACAAAGAUAGUGGUGCUUGUCCCAAGCCAAAGACUCCAAAUGUGAGUUUGUCGCACUUGUGGCCCGCAAAGCAGGAUAAGCACAAGGUUGCACCUGUUUCUAAUGGCAGUGAUACUUUCAACGUCUUACAUAUUUCUGAUUUUCAUAUCGAAUUGGAUUACACUGUUGGUGCUGAAGUCAACUGUUCCACUUCUAUGUGCUGCACUCCUCACUCUAUUAACGCGAAGAGCAAUGCUUCCGAUAGCAGUGCUUCAAAUUGGAACUCGUUUUACGACGGAUCCCACUACAUGGACUCUAACUUCAGUUUUGUCCGUGGUGACAAAUUGUCAAACCCAUUCCAAGGUGUCUCUAUACCAGCUCCUUCUUUUGGACACUACCACUGUGAUGCACCAGAGCUUUUGAUCAACUCUUCUUUGAACAAUGUCGUCGAUUUUGCUAAGAAACAAAAGCUAGACUUCGAAUUUGCAAUCUUCACUGGUGAUCUAGUCGAUCACGAUGAAAUCCGUUUCACUGACUACAAGAUGACUGUCAAAUCUGAACAGUACAUUAUGAGAGAUAUGAAGAGCCGUCUGGGUGACAUGCCAGUUUACCCAGUCUUAGGUAACCACGAUACUUUCCCAUACGGUGAGUUGGCUCAAGAAGGUUAUGGUUUUUCUAACAAGGAUUCCUGGAAUGCUGACAUGCUUGCAGAUAUUUACGAAGAUUACGGAUGGCUAGACCGCAAGCAAGCUGAUUACGCUAGGCACCAUUACACCGGUUUCUCCGUCAAUACUAAACAAGGCUUGAAGGUUAUCUCUUUGAACUCCAAUGCUUUCUACAAGAAGAAUCACUACUGUUAUUGGAACUCCACUAAUCCAGACUCCUUUGGCCAAUGGGAAUUCUUGAUUGACGAGUUGGUUGAAAGUGAAAAGAACGACCAAAGAGUCUGGAUCAUUACUCAUAUUCCACCAAUCAGUGACUCGUUACCAUUGCCAUCCAAGAUCUUUGGUGAAAUUGUCGAAAGAUUUAGUCCUUCCACUAUCGCAGGUAUAUUCUUCGGUCACACUCAUUUGGAUCAAUUCAACUUGUUGUAUGCAAAGGAUGUUAAAUCCAUCGACACUAUUGUUAACAUGGCCUGGAUUGGACAAGCCGUUACCCCAUGGGUCGAAAACAACCCAGCUUGGAGAUACUAUGAAGUUGAUUCUGAGACUUUCUCCAUCAUGAAUUCUUUCAACUAUUACUCUAAAUUGAACGAAACUUUUGCCAACGAAGGUCAAGAACCAGAAUGGUUGUUUGAGUACUCUGCAAGAGACGUCUACAACGUAACCUGGCCAUCUCAAGCUCCAUUGAAUGCUUCUUACUGGCAUUUGGUCGCUGAGAAGAUCAAAUCUGAUGUCAGUUACAGACAAUUAUACGAAAACUUGGCCAAGAGAUGGUCUCCAUACGUUCCAGACUGUUCGAAGGGUAAGAACUGUCAAACCGACUACUGUUUCCUAUCUACAUUUGUUACAGAUGAUUACGACAAGUGUGUAGCCCAGUUGAAGAGUAACUGA